CUGACGUUUGUUUUAAGGUUAGGCCUAUUAUUGGAAAUAAUUAUAUUAUCAAUGAAAUGUUUGUUAAAUAAUAUGUUUUACAGGAAAACUGCUAACUAUACAAAAGUUACUACUGUUGUCAAUAUUCAUCCAUGUUAUGAGUAAUUUGUUUUUGAAUUUCAACCAUCAAAAUUUUGUGUUUACACAAAAUUUGUUUAUCAUGUACAAUUAUUAAUUUACCUGUAUUGCAUUGGGAUAAAAUAGUAAAAAAUGGCUGAUUACGAUAAACAGUUUCAAGAAGAUUUGGAAAGAGCUCAAGCUCUCAGUUUGGAAUCUCUUGCUCUGGAACAAUUCAAAAGUAAAAAGAUCCAAGAACUGAAUAGGUCAGCUACUUCUGUAUCUGUUCCGAGUAGACCAAAACUUGCUUCAGUGACAAGAGCAGCGUCAAUGAAUGAAACAGAUUCUGGACAAAUCAGAUUUGAUAGACAGCAGAGCAAAUCUAGACCUCGACCAGGUGCUCAGUCGAGUAACGCAACACAUUCCCUUCUAGCUCCACCUCCAUCUUCACAAAAGAAAAGUAGCUCAGUGGAUGAUCCACCUGAUUUGAUUUCUUUUUCUAACCCUGUUCCAGCACCAUCCACCGACAUAAUCGACUUCUGCAAACAGCAAAGUUACAACAAUCAGCAACAACUAGUCGUAACAUCAGCACCAAUGGCCUCACAGUUCAAAUAUUGGCCGCAGACAUCAAUAAGCACCAACAUAAACCCAACAUUCUAUAGAAAUAUUUCCCAACCAAAUGUGAUUCCUACGCCUCUCAGUUAUUUCCAGCCUACGGUGCCUAGGAUACCGUAUUCCAUGUCCAGCCCAAUCAUUCCAAGGAUGCCUUUUCAUCGAUCAAUUGUACCAGCAGCAGCUGUUAGCAGCCAGGAUGUGUAUCGUCCUCCUCAAGUGCAGAGCCCACCAGCUCUUCCGCCGAAAAACCAACGUAGACCUCCGCCGCCGUUGGUGAUACCAAGAAGAACGUCCAUAUCUUCGAAAACUUCUUCAUUGCCAGAGAGGAAGCCAGAUUCCAUUUCACCGAAUUUAAUUGAUUUUGCCCACUCCGACGAUAGGGAUAGCGUGAGAGUGAGCAUUUUACAGGAAUUCGACCCUCUUUCCGAGUCAUUCUACAGUUCAUCAAUCGCUCGGGCUAUCAGUCCGGACUGUUCAGUUGAUGAUGCUAUGUCAGUUUGUAACAGCGUGUACGAGGAAUAUGAUCCCUACGACUUUAUCUAUUCCGGCUCGGGUAAUAAUAGUGUCUGCGACCCUAUUUACGCUACCAUAAACAAACCUGAUAACACACCCAAUUCUCCAGCUCCCCCACGAAUGUCUACGAUUGACAGGAGGAGUUCGAAAAAUUUCAAGAGAAAUCUUCUGAAUAUCAUCGAAGAGGUCGGCAAUAGAUCAGAUAAUAAGGAUACAGAUUUGAAAGCCUUCUAUAAUAUGGUGUACAAUUUAAGAAAAAAUUCACCUCACUUCUUGAACAAAGUAGUAUGUUAUUGUUUUUUAGAAACUGUUGAGAAGGAGAUGAAAAAAUUGGAAGGAGCUGCCCUCCAGAUGGACCAAAGCAGCACCCCGUCUGUCAUGCCGACACUCCAACCCCUGAACGUGAUACAGUCAGUCAAAUAUAUCGUCAACUUGAUGGGGGACCUCUGCACGCUAGAUAUAAUGCAGACGAUCGAAGCUCUUGAGGAAUCUUGUAGAAACUUUCCGGGAAACAGUUUGCGGCUGACAUUUUCGGAGGGAGUAAGCGAUACCUGUAACAAAAUUCGAUUCGCCAUCCAGAAUCUUAUUGAAAUGUACUGCCAGGCUUAUUCUGUCGAUUUCGAAGUCAAAAAUUCAACCUCCAGUGAAAGUGUGAGAUAUGUCCACGACAUCAUGGAUUCAGUUGUAACGAGGAUAUGCGCAAUUCUUCGACCGUCAUUUGAAAGAGAAUUUGAGGAAUAUUAUAUAACGUCUCAAAUAUAUCACGGAACCAAAAAAAUUGGUCGUAUGCUGUGUUCGCAAGCUAGUAAAAAAGUGGAGAGGGACAAGUAUUGGCCUUCGAGGAUUGUUUUCGAUAACUGGUUGGAGUUCGAAGAUGUAUCGAUAAACAGCCUAGCUAGAGAAUCUCGUUUAGUGUUACAAGUGUUUGGUAAAACGCUGCUCCCUUCUGACAGCGAAGAAGCUAAGAAUUCGAGUAUGCCCGUUUACAAGGAAGAAGAAAUCGGUUGGACUGCUGUUCAGUUCUUCAACUAUGAAGGUUUGAUGACCCAAGGUAGCCUCUUACUUUCUAUUUGGCCAAAAGAAUCAAAUUAUAUCAACGAUCACAUCUAUGGUCCUGCCCCUUCUAUGGGAAUCCAUCCAGACCCAGAUCAUCCGAUGAUUGGAAUCGAAAUCGUCGCUCCCACGAAAGUACAGUUUCCUACAAUUUCUCCGGAUUUGUACAACGAUGUCACCAAGGGAGAUUUUUCCAGUCUUGACAAUGAAACGCAACAGCUCUUAGUGGACGCUUGUGACCAGGAUCUGUUAUACAGGUUUACGUCGGAUAUACGAGAGAUUCUUUGGGAGAAACGACACUAUUUGUAUCACCUUCCUGCAGCUCUACCAAAGGUUCUUCUAGCUGCUCACAGCUGGGAAUAUGUGCAGUUACCAGAUUUACACGGGAUGCUGCACAAUUGGACCAGAUUGAGACCCAUACAAGCGUUGGAACUAUUAUUACCUGUCUCUACCAAAGGUUCUUCUAGCUGCUCACAGCUGGGAAUAUGUGCAGUUACCAGAUUUACACGGGAUGCUGCACAAUUGGACCAGAUUGAGACCCAUACAAGCGUUGGAACUAUUAUUACCUGUUUCCGGUAUAACGACCCUGACACCAAUAUGGGGCUAGUGAUAAGUCCCAUGGUGAACUACAAGUACAGCGAAGGCCUCAGUAUCAAAUUACAAGUACAUCCGAAUUUUGAAGGAGCCAACUUCAAUCAGCCGAUUAGCUUCACGUGUGAUGUGAAUUCCAGCGUAGAGCAUGUCACUCUCCAGUUAACUUACGGUCUGGAUGCUCCCACUUCCACUCAAUAUACUCUGAAAGUUUGCGGGAGUAAUGAGUAUUUGGUUCCGACUACCUUUCUCAGCGAUUACGAAUACGUUCACGACUGUAUCAAACUUGAUGAGGACGUGGUUCUCAUUUUAAUCCCGGAUUCCAAAAAAGACAAAUCUUUCGCAAGAACAGUACAAGAUGAUAACGACGAAGAAACGUUGAAGUUUGAUAACAUCAUUCCAAAUGACUCGGUUGUCCGACUUACUUUUGAGAAACUGAAUAUAUUGCUAGCAUCGGAUUCACUUAGAAAUCUUUUUUCGAAAAUGAGCCUAUUCUGUUUGUUGCUACAGAAACUCAACGAUAUAGCGGAAGAAGUGAAGAAAACCAAAGAGUCUCAUCGUUUGACCGUACUCCACAACGCCCUCGGACAAAUCCACAAAGACCUCCAGGAAACCACCACAAGCCUGCCGUUGUCGCCCACUUUGAGAGUUAAAGGUGUAGACAUUCAGUCAUCGUCAUAUUUCAAUUCGAAUACUCUGCCGCUGAAAAUCAACUUUUUGAUGGAAGACAGUUCGCUUAGAGCGGCGAUUUACAAAGUUGGCGACGACCUGCAGCAGGAUAUGCUGACCUUGCAGAUGAUAAGACUGAUGGAUAAACUGUGGUUGAACAAAGGAUUGGAUCUGAGGAUGGUGGCGUUUACUUGUAUACCGACUUCCAAAAAGAAAGGUAAGAUAACAGUUGGGCUAAAAAGUUUGGAUAGGGCUCCUUUCGUUCUCACCUCUGAUAUGGCGUAUGUGAUAAAUGGGGGCGAUAGGCCAACGGAGAAGUUCCACCAGUUUGUCGAUUUGUGUUGUCAAGCGUUCAACAUCAUCAGGAAUCAUAGGAAUUUAUUCUUGUUCUUGAUAACUUCAUCGGGAAUCUGCAGGAUAACUCCCGAAUCGAUCGGAUAUAUGCACAAAGCUUUACUACCUGAACUUUCGAAUCCCGAGGCUGCAGCUUACUUUACUCGUCUGAUAGAAGAAUCUCUGAAAACGCGUUUCACGCAGUUCAACUUUUUCUUGCACAAUUUGGCUCAACUGAAAUUCACUGCUGAUAAUGACGGUGGAUAUUUAUUGUCGUUUGUACCUAAGACGUACAGUAUGACUACUGAUGGACAACUGGUGCAUGUCGAAGUUGUAAAUUAUAGAAAGAGAUAUGACCCAGACAAGUAUUACGUUUACAUUUUGAGAGUAUACCGAAAAGAUCAGAAGCAACCGAUGGAGAUUCAAAGAACUUACAAGGAGUUUUGCGAGUUGCAUCAGAAAUUGUGCAUCUACUUUCCUUUGGCCAAACUGCAUAGCCUUUCCACCGGCCUUCACAUGGGACGAUCGAAUAUAAAGCAGGUAGCCCAGAAGAGGUUCCACGAGGUCAGUCUUUUCGUGAAGUCGCUAUUCCUGUGCGCUCACGAAAUAGCUCAUUCCGAUUUAGUUUAUACUUUCUUUCAUCCAUUAUUGAGAGAUCAACAGUACUCUGAUGAGUAUUCGAAGAAAGUCAAAGAUCGAACAGGGGACACCCAAUACGAAGCUGGACGUUUGAAGGGUCAGUUGAAGUUAUCGUUGCAAUAUAGAAAAGGAGUUUUUACAGUAAUGGUGCACCACGCCAGAGGACUGCCGAGGCUAGCUAACGGUCAGGAACCUUCCACUUAUGUUAAAGUUUAUCUGCAACCUGACACGCAGAAAAAUACGAAAAGGAAGACGAAAGUGGUCAAGAAGAAUUGUCAUCCUAGUUUUAUGGAAAUGCUGGAAUACAGGAUGAUCCUGGAUAUAAUAAAAAUGAGAGUGUUGCAAGCCACUGUUUGGAACCACGAUCCUCUCCAGGAGAACGAAUUCAUGGGGGGUGUCGAGCUGGAUCUCAGCACCCUUGACCUGAACGAGGAAACGAGCGAGUGGUACUCCCUGGUGAAUCUGAGUAGAUAGCAGUUGUAUUCCUACCCGAAACGAUAUCAAACCAAAUAUGUAAUGUAAGUCAGUAAACACUUGCCAAACUACUAGAUUUCACCACCCGAAUUAAUGUAAUCUUACAGUAAACUAAUUUUAGGAAUAUAGUUAGAUCGAACCAAAAUCCAAGUCUGAUUUAGAGGAACAGGUGCUCUUUCACAUUGAAUAGAUUACAAAUCGGGAAAAUAUUUUCCACUUCUUCUUGUGUCAGUAUCAGUUCCAUUGCAUUUACUUCUGGUUGUAAUUUUAGCUAAUGUGUUUUUGUUUUAUCAAAUUAUCGAUAGAACCCCAUUUUCAUUGAAAUAUUUUACAUUGCCUAAUGUGUUGUUAUAUCAUUGGUAAAUGAUUCGUGGUAAAAUAAAAUAAAUUGUUGUACUUGUAUCGGAUGUCCCAGUUUGGAAAUCAAGGGGUUUUUUUUUCAACAGAGCCACUUAUGAACCAUUUUGUGUAUUAAAUGAAUCUCCCACCCACAACUUUAUUAAAAUGGGGCCUAACAGAGUGUCUUGUGGAAUACCAUAUCUUGGUUUACAUAUGUUACAUCUCUACUUGUAAUUUACAACCGGCAGGUUUUCGUUAAACUUAUAUAUCAUUGUAAAAUCGUUACUAAAAGAAAAAUUUCAAUGCAAAAACACAGAAUCUAGAUCGUCAUUGACGUAUAUACACCUCUUAGAUACUGAACUGGGACAGUCAUUAUAUACAAAAAGAUUCACAUUUUGGGAUUCAUAUUUUGGUAAGCAAGUUUUUCAUAUUUAACUGGUGAUACUUUUAUUUAUAUUAUAUACACAAUGAUCAUGAUGUUCUCAGAGGUUGUAGAACCAUUUUGUAUAUCUACUUUCUUACACAAUUCCUGUAAUUUAUUUAUUUUGUAAUUUUCUUUACAACUAUAUUAUAUAAAACUAUUAAUCAA
This is a messenger RNA of Leptinotarsa decemlineata (Colorado potato beetle), 5911 nucleotides long. RefSeq names its product phosphatidylinositol-4-phosphate 3-kinase catalytic subunit Pi3K68D (gene Pi3K68D). Gene Ontology annotation, biological process: cell migration; phosphatidylinositol 3-kinase/protein kinase B signal transduction; phosphatidylinositol-mediated signaling. Gene Ontology annotation, cellular component: plasma membrane; cytoplasm; phosphatidylinositol 3-kinase complex. Gene Ontology annotation, molecular function: phosphatidylinositol binding; 1-phosphatidylinositol-4-phosphate 3-kinase activity; 1-phosphatidylinositol-3-kinase activity. The record is from RefSeq and is a predicted model, not a curated record. Lineage: Eukaryota; Metazoa; Arthropoda; Insecta; Coleoptera; Chrysomelidae.